AUGUAUCCUUCCCAAACCCCUGCUAUUUGGUUGGAGCGGGAUAGUGGGGAUAGCUUGGAGGAUAUCAUUCGGGCUACGCGCAAGGAGGCAUUGAAGGAUUGUGGCGGUCAAGUUUGUCCACAGAAAUACUAUCCAUUCCUGUUGGGCCUAGUUGUCCAGGGUAAACUCAAACCCUCAUGGAUGUUCACAUAUGAAGACGAGGACAUCGCCGAAGAGUACCGCAAGUCCGCGCGGCAUGAAGUUCCCGGCGGAUUUCAAGUAUGCCUGGUGACAUCGACAUCCUUCGGACGCACUGAGCAAAACCACGAGAGCAGCGAUAUGAAUGCGGCUCGAGAUUGCUAG
Penicillium antarcticum is the source of this 342-nucleotide messenger RNA. RefSeq lists its product as uncharacterized. The record is from RefSeq and is a predicted model, not a curated record. Lineage: Eukaryota; Fungi; Ascomycota; Eurotiomycetes; Eurotiales; Aspergillaceae. Bases 1 to 342 code for a protein of 113 amino acids. The transcript has 3 exons.